Doryrhamphus excisus (bluestripe pipefish) is the source of this 7428-nucleotide messenger RNA. The record is from RefSeq and is a predicted model, not a curated record. NCBI's taxonomy places the organism in Eukaryota, Metazoa, Chordata, Actinopteri, Syngnathiformes, Syngnathidae.
UCGUGUACUUAAAUAUCCCACAUGACAUGGUUUAAAAGGUGAAGUUGUAAGCGCUCAACGCUAGAUGUCGCUCGGUCGCCGUGUGUCGGGCGAGUCCCCUUUUGACUUUUGUCCUUCUGCGGCCGCCGUACGAGUGAUAGCAACAUGGCGGGUGACACAGCCAAAAGCCAGGAUUUUGUGACUUAUGGGACUCCCCUGGAGCCUCUGGAAGAAGACGAGGCCCCGAGGAAGCCACUCCCCCUCCACGAGCAGACCGUCAAGGAUGAAAAGGGGCGGUACCAGAGGUUUCAUGGCGCCUUCACUGGAGGAUUUUCCGCUGGUUAUUUCAACACUGUGGGCUCCAAAGAAGGGUGGACGCCGUCAACCUUUGUGUCAUCACGACAACAGAAGGCGGAGAAGCAUCAUGCCACACCAGAAGACUUCAUGGAUGAGGAGGAUAUGGGCGAGCAUGGCAUCGCCCCUUCCCAAAUCACGACCACACAGCCGUUCGCUUCCGGCCACAGCAUGGGGGACAAGGCUAGGGCGGUGAACGCCCAGGCGGCGCUCAUCCCGGGGGACACCAUGUUGGAGGAACUGAUCGCCCCCGCCAGGUCUUCGGUGGGCGUGGAGCUUCUGAAGAAGAUGGGCUGGAAACCGGGUCAGGGGGUGGGACCUCGUGUGAAGAGGAGGGCUCGCCGCCAGCACACAGACGCCACCGCCAGAGUGUACGGCUGCGCUCCGCCCCCCGCCGGCUCAGAGGGUUCAGAGGAGGAGGAUGAUGAUGAAGAGUUUGCUCCCGACAAUGUGACCUUCGCCCCCAAAGAUGUGAGCGCGGUGGACUUCACUCCGAGGACCGGGCUUCAGGGUCUGGGCUACAGCGGUUUGGACCCGGCCCUGGCACUGCAAGCCGGGGGAGCCAACGAACACAUCGACUUGUUCAAGCCGCACUCGGACUUGAGGAGUCGACUCUUUGGAGAAGCGCUGAGCAUCUCGCGGCGAGGGGGCGUGGCCGGUCAGGCUUUUGGUGUGGGAGCGCUGGAGGAUGAGGAUGAAGAUGUGUACCACAGAGACUCCAUGUCCAAGUAUGACACGGUGCUGGAGGGGGAGGAGCCUGGAGACGGCCUCUAUGGAUGGACGGCACCUCAGCACAAGGCCAGAAAGCCAAACCACAAGGAAGCGUCCUACAUUGGUAAAAUCUUGGAAGGCUUCACGCUGGCACAGAAUCCAGAAGAAGACAAAACUAUCUUCCGUCCUCCGGUGCUGCCUGCCAACUAUCGUCCUGUGCAUCAUUUCCGUCCCCAUGUGGAGGUUUCACACGUGACCGGGAUCAGCGCGGCACUGGCCGAAGCUCUGAGGACAUCCAGGGGUCACAUGGUCCAGGAGGAGCCUCCACAAGGAGGACGCCAUCGGCUGGUUUCCAGCCAGAGGGGGACGCUGCUCGGAGAAGACUCCUUGAAAGGUCCCACUUCCGUCAUGGAGCUGCUGAGACCAGAAGACCGAGAGCGACUGCUCCGCCUCCGCACCUCAUCCGGGGCCGCCCCAGCAGCCGCCCCAGCAGCCGCCCCAGCAGCCGCCCCAGCAGCCGCCCCAGCAGCCGCCCCAGCAACCGCCCCCGCACCGACAACCGCCCCGGCCCACAAUGCCGUGCGGCCAGCAGCCCCCACGCCCCGAAGCGGCAGCGGCGGCAUGGCCUCAUCCUCCAGUUUGCAGCAGCAGCAGCAGGCCAUGGCGGCGUGGAAAGGACACACCUCCUCGCAAACGUUCAAGCCCUUUGAGAAGAACUCCAGCAAGCAAGCUCGCUACGACUCGUACCUGAGUCGCCUCCAGCUGGGAGACAAAGAUGCCCUGAACCAAAGUUUAGAUCCGGCCAUGACGGAGUGGGAGCGCAGCCGGGAAGGGGAGGAGUUUGUACGAGCCUCUAUCCUGUACCGGCCCACUUCCUCCGUGCUGUCGAGUCGCUUCACUCGGGCCAAAAAUCAGGAUGAUGACGAAGACCACGUGGAAGUGGAUCGUGACCAGGAGGGCGCCCUGGACGACAAACAAGCGGCUGUCAAGAUGAAAAUGUUUGGACAACUCACCAGAGAAACCUUUGAGUGGCAUCCUGACAGAAUUUUAUGCAGGAGAUUCAACGUGCCUGACCCCUACCCUGGGUCAUCCAUCGUCGGUCUACCCAAAGUCAAGCGAGACAAGUUUUCUGUCUUCAACUUCCUGACGGUGACGGAGAGCAGUGAACGCACAGCCCCGGCAAAGGCUCUGCAGACCCACAAGAAGUCCAGAUGGGACCAGGAGGGGGAUAAGAGCGACCCACUCGGCCACCUCAUCAGUGAGGCCAGAGAGGAGACAAGCGAGACCAAAGUGGAGGAAGCAACAGAAGCGUCGUCCAGUCGAAGUCCUGAGCCGACACCCAAAGACAGAAAGGAGGACGGGGAUGAGGAUGAGGAGGACGACGACGAGGAUGAUGAUGAUGACGAGGAGGAGGAGGAGGUGGAGGAGGAGAGCCGCCCCCCCAUGGACCUCUUCAAGGCCAUCUUUGCCAGCUCCUCAGACGAUAAGUCCUCCUCUUCGUCGGAUGAAGACGGUGAGGAGGAGGAGGAACCCAAAGAGGAAGAAGUUAAGUCGGAACCGACGAACCUCUUCAACAUAUCGACGAGCGGCGUGGCAAACACUGUGACGACGUCGGCGUCAGAUUCCGUGCAACAGACGGUGGCGGCUUCUUCUCACAUGCCACCAGAAGAAGCACUGGAGUUUGGUCCCAAGCUACCGCCCCCAUGGUUUGGUCCUGCCACAGGACGCGUCACCCCGCCCCGCGAGUGUGAGAAGAGCAAAGACAGGAAACAUAAGAACAAGAAGCAACACAAACACAAGAAAGACAAGAAGAAGAAAGCCAAGAAGCACAAACACAAAGUGAAGCAACAGGAGAAGAAGAAGAAGAAGAAGAAAGAGGAGACGUCCUCCAGCAGCUCAGAGCAAAGUGAUGGUGAUGAUGAUGACGGCGACAUGGUGUCCACAGAGGAGCUCCUGAAAAGGCUGAAGAGCGCCACAUCAUCAUCACUGGCAGCCAUGUGACCUGAACUCCUCGGGAAAAAAGUGAACUGAUUUCUGUCAUUUGAAGAAAAUGUAUUUUUGAUUGUUUGACAGCUGUCAAUAAACAACAGCAUUGACAACGAUGGUCAUCAACAACGCGCGGCUCAUCAGAAGACGCUCUGCUGCAGGCAGCGGCAUCCGCAGCCCGCCGGGCACUCGUCCUGGCGGCGAAACCAGUCCAUCAUGUGACCCGUGUGCCCGCCGUGACCGCAGCUGAGACAGAAGUGGGAGGAGCCCCGCACGGCCACGUGACACACGGCGCACUGGAAGGUGAGCCGCUUGCACACGGCGCACUGCGUCCCCCUCGCCUGACUGCGGCAGUGGCAGCAGAACACGCCGAACUCUGCCGGCACGAAGGGGAGACACACGAGUUGGGACAGGAAGUCGAUGGGACAAGCCGGCAGGGCCAGCGACGUACCGACUCCUUGGUGGGGUUCCGGCGGACAGGAAGCAAACUUGAGAACAUCAGCUCGUUUGUCUCGGAGGCCCCAGCGGUACAAGAUUUCACCGUAACACUUCUUGAAGUCGUCGAACUGCAGCGUGUUGGUGGGAUCCAGAAGUCUGCGGGUGACAGGAAGUGACAUCACGCUGCCGUCUUGACACAUCCCAUGUGGAAGCGGGGCGGUCACCUCUUGUUCAUGUCGUGCUGCUCGCUCUCUCGAUCGCGUGGGUCAGCGUAACCAUGGUUGCUAGAGCGACCGUCUUCGGGGGACGACUCGCUCCAGGAGUUGGCGUGCUCCGACGGCUCAGACGUGAAGCUGGGCUGAGCAAAAGUCACAUGACAUCACUUCCUGUACAAGAUUGUCUCGCUAGCCAGGAUAGUGCUUAGGGCGCGUCACUACUUACGUAGCGUGAGUGAGGGGGCGGGACCGCGGGGGAGCGAGACUGCGGUGGACCGUGUGGCGAGUGACCGUCUGUGAAGACGCUGCACAGCAUGGCGAGCGUCUGAACGUCACUCAUGUGACUGUAGUGGUCCACGCUGAGGUGAAACCCCCCGCAGCACGUUAAACCUCCAUGCCGUAGUUGCCGCCAUGUCACGCUCCGCGUCACACAUUCUUACAUAACAUGGAGCUUUGAAAACGACUCACAGAGUGUCCAGCAGGCGGCGACCGAACGGAUGGCUUGCCCAAGGAGCGUCCGUGUCCGGGUCUGAGUCCGGACUCAGGUCAACACUUGUUGCUGCCGAUGCCAAAGCCCACACCUGUGCAUGCACACAUGUUGACGUUCAUUCGCCUUCAUUCACCAGUUGCCAUGGUGACAGCCUACCUUGGCUACAUCUCGACGUCCGGCUGCCAACGCGGCUGCUCCGUUCUUCUGACACGUGUCCUGGAUGUCCCGCAUGUUCAGACUACGGCGAGGACGAGACAGACGUGGCGUCAGACCAGGCGGAAGGGAGUAGAAUGGAAUGAGGCGUUCACUGACAUAUAAUUCUCUCCCAGGACUUUGUGGACAGGAAGCAGGCAGGAGAUUUCCUGGAUGAUCACCUUUCCUGCCAACUUGAUGGAGCGACUGCUGUAGUCUGCCCCGUCCCUCUUGGUCUUAAAGCGGCGAGAUUUCUAGAGGACACGGCAUAACUUGGUUAUGCUAACUUGGUUAUGCUAACUUGGUUCAUGCAACGGUGUGUGUGUGUGUGUGCGUGUGUGUGUGCGUGCGUGCGUCACCCUCUCUUUGUAGUAGAAGGACGAGAUGGACACGGUGUCUUUGUCCGAGCGAGUUGGACUGCUGCUGUAUAGACGCAGAGCGCCCUGAGACUCUGAGCGGAUCUUCAUGGGGGUCAACACGCCGCUGUGAUAGGCCGACAACGCUGACAGGGACCUGACGCACACACAAACGCACACACAAACGCACACCUGUAUUUGCUUAGCACAACAACUGCAACCAGGACAAGGAUCGGUGACGGUUACCUCGGGGUGGGCUCGGUGGCGGGGGCUGAGCGGUGCAUGGUGAUUGGUCGUGUGAAGUAAACCAGACAACCGGUGCCACAAAACCGAGCCCCUGACGUGCGGGGGAAGGGAAUGUUGGCGUCCUGCAAAACGUGUGUGUGUGUGUGUGUGUGUGUGUCAGUGGCAGCAAGAGCAUCUCCAGCGGUAUCAACGGUUCCUGGUACCAAGAGGAGGCGCUUUGAUUCACGUACUUGGUAGGAUCCGUAAGUGUUGGUGACUCGAGGAAACGGCUGCAGCGCUGGAGCGACAGGAUUGGACAGGAUGAAGGGGCCUGAGGACGGACUGUCGUCCUGCGUCUGAGGAAGGACAUCAAGGUAUCUUUUAGGGACUGAAGACGCACCCACGGGGACAAUCUCACCAUGUCUGACUCAAGGCAGGACACGAGCUGUCGGACGCAAGGUUCCAGACAGUUCUGAUUCCUUUUGACCUUCUGCAGGGACACGUCUGUGAGGAUCUGAGAGGCAGGGAGAUAGGUGAGAUGUGUCCGAGUGACGACUCGGUGCAUUCAGGGGCAUCUGCUCGUGUCGUACUUUGUGGAUCUUGCUCUUCAUGGCGGUGGAGAUGGUCGUCGGGGAGACAAACUGGAAGGUAGGGGCGCAGUUGUUGGGAUAUUGUCCUGGGAAUUUCAUCAGCAGUCGAACCUGAUGACUCCCAAAAUGAGCCGAGACGACACAGCUGCAGUUCAUUGCGUCCAUCUGCCCCCCCCCCCCAAAAAAAAUAUAACAUUGGUACUUCACAUUGUUUCAUCUCAUGUCAUCGUCUGUCCACGGCUCACCUCCACAUUGACGUUCCUGAUCUGCAGGUUGACCAGAGAGAAUUCCUGCUGUAGCGUCUGAGGGAGACUUGAGGACGCAGCCGAGUCCUGGCGAGCGCCUGAGCCCACCCCGCCAUCUUGAUCUGCAUUUGGAGCAGGGACAGUGAGGUACAGAGGUAGAGUUGGACGCGGGUGCACAGACAUGCGUGUCACCAUGCAGGUGAUGUCCAGCGGGAAUUCUGGUGUGUUGUCCGUCGGGGUCAUUGGCCGUCAGCGACUUGUCCGUGUCCAUGUUGAGAGACAUUCCCUCCAUCAAGUCAUCCGCCAAGUCGCUGACACAUAGCUGCAUGACAAGGAGAAGUCACAACAUACGUGUCACACGCGUGACCAGUAUCCCCGGAGGUCACCUUCUGUAGCUGAGGGUCCACCCGCCAGAUCCUCAGAGUCUGAUCUCUGGACCAUGUGACCAGCUGGUAGUCUUUGGUACCUGAGACACAGGACACGGACAAUGAAGGGCACUGACCCAGUCGCAAGAAGAGCUGGGACCUCCACUGACCUUCCUUCUGGGGCCUCCAUUGGAACUCAAGAACCACGUCGUCGUGUCCCACAAAGGCAUGGACUGGACUGUUGAGGUCUAGCGUGGACCACAGAAGAAGACUGUUCUCACGCCUCAGCUGAGGGACCAUCACCGUGACCAGGCCAUUGGAGAAGGGCUGCACACACAUGCACGCACACACGCACACACACACGCACACACACACGCACACACACACACACACACACACAGUGAAUCACAGCUUGUUGAUAGUUGUUGAUUGACAGCCAAGUUCUCACCGUAUAGCGAGCCUUCCAGACUGGCACCUGGCACGAAAGGAUGUUCAGGUACUUCCUGGGCUGCCUGUAAUCCCAAAACUACACACGCACACCUUCCACGUGAUGACUAGGAAUGCUGGGAAUGUGGUGGCUUCAGUUUCUGCCACGGCUCUCACCCUCACUGAGUUGUCUUGGCUGCUUGUGGCCAGGAUGAACUCGUUGUCCGGGUGCCAGUCCAGACCGUGGAUCUUGGACAAGUGGGCCGCCACGUACUCUGCGGCCGUGUUGGGUUUCUGCUCGGAGACAACCACACACCGUGACCGCACACAAGGUCACGUAUGAGUGAACAUCCACUGCUCCACUGCGUUUCUCACCCUUCUAUCCCAGAUCCGAACGUCUCCAUCGUGACUGGACGCCAGCAGGUUCUGGUUCCUACGGUUCCAUUUCACCUGAGAUGCACCCGCUGAAACAUGACACACAAGAACAUCGUCCGCUUUACACACCAUGUCACGCCAGUCAACGUCAAGUCAUCAUUUUGGUGAUGAUUCCAUGGAAGUCCAGUUUCUUGAUUGGGUUCCCAGACGUUCUACCAACUGAAGUCCGUCCAUGCAAAUCUACUAAAUAGUUGAGUGCUCGUGUUGUCGUAUGUUCUCACCAACAGCAGACAGAGCCACAGCGGGCUUCCGAGUAUCUCUGUGGAGAAGAACAUCAUCCAUGUCAGAAGCUCUCCAGACCUCAGCGUGUCCUUCUCACCUACCUGGUGUCCCAGAUGUACAUGUAUGUGUCCACGGAGCUGGUGACCAGGAACUCCGCUUCAAAGCACGACCAGUCCAGAUCGCUGCGACACACACACAC